Pectinophora gossypiella (pink bollworm) is the source of this 991-nucleotide messenger RNA. RefSeq names its product U1 small nuclear ribonucleoprotein A (gene snf). The transcript is spliced from 4 exons. Gene Ontology annotation, molecular function: U1 snRNA binding. The record is from RefSeq and is a predicted model, not a curated record. Gene Ontology annotation, cellular component: U1 snRNP. Lineage: Eukaryota; Metazoa; Arthropoda; Insecta; Lepidoptera; Gelechiidae. Gene Ontology annotation, biological process: mRNA splicing, via spliceosome. Bases 181 to 843 code for a protein of 220 amino acids.
GCUGACAUAAAAAAAAACCAAUGCAACGCGGAGUGGCGGCGGCGUCUUUAUUAUAGUGAAAUUUUGUGCAUUUUAAGCGUGAAAAGUUGUUUAGAAUAAUAAAUAAACGCAUUAUAAGUGAUUUCGGUCGCCUAAGAAUACACAAGUUUUAUAGAAUCCUGAGUUCUUAAAAUCACAGCCAUGGAUAUUCGACCAAAUCACACAAUAUACAUUAACAAUCUCAACGAAAAAAUUAAAAAAGAAGAGUUGAAGAAAUCCCUCUACGCGAUCUUCUCACAAUUUGGACAGAUAUUAGACAUAGUCGCAUUGAAAACAUUGAAGAUGAGAGGGCAGGCGUUUGUCAUAUUCAAAGAAAUAUCCAGUGCGACAGUAGCAUUGAGGAGUAUGCAGGGAUUCCCCUUUUAUGAUAAGCCAAUGAGGAUCCAAUACUCAAAAACAGACAGUGAUGUGAUAGCGAAAAUAAAGGGAACAUUCCAAGAGAGACCAAAACGUCCGAAAAUGCCCAAAGGUCCCGAUGAGAAGAAGAAGAAGAAUAAGGAAGCCGCAAGGCCUGGUGCCAUUGGCUACGGUCAGGGAGGUGUACUUAACAAUGUCAAUGCGGAACAACCACCAAACCAGAUUCUGUUCCUUACAAAUCUGCCUGAUGAGACAUCAGAGAUGAUGUUGUCCAUGUUGUUCAACCAAUUCCCUGGCUUCAAAGAAGUCCGUCUUGUACCGAACAGACAUGACAUUGCGUUUGUUGAGUUUGCCAAUGAAAUGCAGUCUGCUGCUGCCAAAGAAGCGUUACAAGGGUUCAAGAUCACACCCACACAUGCUAUGAAGAUUACUUUUGCUAAGAAGUAAAUUGCAAUAACAAAUUCAUAGUACAAAUUAAGCCUUUACUAUGUAUAGAAUGGACUAUACUUGUACUGUACUAAGUAUUCAAUAAAGAUUAAGUAUUUGAGAACUGUUUUGAGCAUUGCACUUCGCCUUAACAGCUCUCCGGCUGUGA